AUGGCCGACUAUUUUUCAAAAGCGGCAGCGCUUGCACAAAGCGCUGCCAAGCUAUCAAAAAAGAUGUCCGAGGGACUAGUCGAGAAUGCUCGUGAAUUUGGCCUGGAGGCAACGUCUAGUCAGCAUUACUUUGACACUUCCGAAGAAAAAAUGCUACAUAUCAGAAAGUAUUUGGAUUCAAGACACGAUAGAGAGAAAUUAGAUGCUCUCGACUCUUCUUCACACAUCGGCAUAAAGAUGAUCUCAAAAGGCCGUGAUGUGUCAGAAUUCUUCCCAGACGUGGUAAAGAAUGUAGCCUCGAACAAUCUUGAAGUUCGAAAACUAGUCUAUAUAUAUCUCCUUCGAUAUGCAGAACAAGAACCUGAUCUUGCGUUGCUGUCAAUAAACACUUUUCAAAAAGACCUCACCGAUCAGAAUCCAAUUAUUCGAGCGAUGGCGUUGAGAGUUAUGAGUGGAAUACGAGUACCUGUGAUCGGUCCAAUCGUUUUACUCGCUAUUAAAAAGUGCAUCGUUGAUUUAUCGCCAUACGUCAGGAAGGCUGCUGCUCAUGCUAUUCCGAAAUGUUACAGUUUAGAUCCUUCUCAGAAAGAUGCAUUGGUUGAGAUAAUAACUACCAUGCUUAACGACAAGUCUACAUAUACAAUCGGAAGUGUGAUAAUGGCAUUUAAUGAAGUAUGUCCAGAGAGACUGGAUUUAAUUCACCAGCAUUAUAGAAAGCUAUGCAAAAUGUUAGUUGACGCUGAAGAAUGGGGGCAGAUAGCAAUAAUAGGUCUAUUGAUUAGAUAUGCAAGAACGCAGUUCUUAAAUCCCAAUCCUCAGGGAAUUAAGCAUUCUACUAAGAAAAAAACAAAAGCAUUCUACUCGGAUGAGAGUUCUGAUUCGUCCUCGUCAUCUGUUGUCAAGCUUUGUCCUUUGGAUCCAGAUCAUGACUUACUUCUCAGAUCUUGCAUGCCAUUACUACAAAGUCGGAACACUGCUGUGGUUCUAUCAGUGGUCAAAAUAUUUUACUAUCUUGCCCCCCAACAAGAAACAUAUAAAAUGGGAAAGUCACUGGUCAAACUACUCCGUUCUCAUCGGGAGAUACAAUACGUUGUUCUCAAGAAUAUUAUGAUGAUAGCGACUCAGCAGCCGAAUUUGUUUGAGCCCCAUCUCCAGCAAUUCUUUGUUAGAGCGACUGACCCUGCCUUUAUUCGUGACUUGAAAUUAGAGAUAAUGACACAGAUUGCGACUGAAAGUAAUAUAACGUUUCUACUUAGAGAGCUUCAGGAAUAUGUGAAAAGUCCAAACAAAGAUUUUGCUACUUCGGCGAUUCAGGCCAUUGGGCGGUGUGCAAUAGGAAUGCCAGAGAUGGCCGAGAACUGUCUAAACGGAUUAAUGAAACUGUUGUGGAGCAAAAAUGACGCCAUAGUCGGAGAGGCUGUAUUAGUAAUAAAAAGACUUCUCCAAUUAAGACCACAUGACAAUGUAGAAAUGAUAACGCAACUCGCAAAGGCCCUCGAUCAAAUAACCGUUCCCAUGGCCCGCGCUUCCAUCUUCUGGCUAGUUGGACAAUAUGCACAAAAACUCGAGUUAGUUGCUCCAGACAUCCUUCGCAAAGCUGCCAAGGACUUUUCUAACUCGGAUGAUGUUGUCAAAUUACAAGUAAUUACUUUGGCUGCCAAGCUUAUUUGUUUGCAUCCGACAGACCAUACGCUGGAAUUGUUGUACGAGUAUAUAAUGAAUUUGGCGCGAUAUGACGUGAAUUAUAAUAUCAGAGACAGAGCAAGGAUGUUAAAGGGGUUGAGGGAUGAUCAACGACUAGGAGAAAAGGAUGGAGAUGAGAAAAGUGUGGGGGUAUUUGCUGAAAAGAUGAAGAUGAUAUUGCUUGGUAACAAGGAGGCGCCCAUAGAGAGUCUAAGCAUGGGGUCAUGUAAAUACACGCUUGGAUCAAUGUCACUUGUUCUCGACCACCCAAUGCCCGGAUACGAACCGCUACCCGACUGGUCUACCAAAAAACCUGAUCCGUCUGUCAGGAACACAGCGGUUGAUUCAUAUGACCGAACAUUCGCUGUACAAGGCUUCGGCUCCGACUCAUUUAGCCAGUUUACUCAACCUUCCACGUAUUCUACACCAAGACGCGACAACGUACUCUACGAUUUAGAUAAUUUCUACGAUUCUACCGAGAGCGAAGAGGAGACUGAAGAAGAGACUGAGGAAGAAACUGAGGAAGAGACUGAGGAAGAGACUGAGGAAGAUAGUGAAGAAGAGGCUGAGGAGGAUAGUGAAGAAGAGAGCAAAGAGGUAGAAGAACUACAAGACCCGGAAAAACUAGAAAGCCCGUAUUUUAAAAUACAAAGCACUCUUGAGCCACAUAAUCUUGUUAAGACAUCUGAAAUAAUUUUACAGGCAGUGAACGACCAACCGAUGUUGACGUAUUCCUACUGUCUGGAAAUAGUAUUUGAAGACGACAAGGCCUUAUUUACCUUAUGUCUUAAUCAAGUCUUGUGGUUCGAUUUGUACUUGAGCAAAAAAGAUUUAGACGUUGCCGCCAGGAUUGCGAGAACAUAUGUUACAAAUACCCGAUUAACUGUACCAUAUGAAAAUGACAAAAUGGCACUGUUUGAG
This is a messenger RNA of Paraglomus brasilianum, 2604 nucleotides long. The record is from the annotation of a GenBank genome assembly. Lineage: Eukaryota; Fungi; Glomeromycota; Glomeromycetes; Paraglomerales; Paraglomeraceae.